AGCACCAAAGAGUCUCUUAUGUAAUGGCGAAAUAGCCACGUCAUCACUUGUUACCUUUCCCUUUCUUCAAUAAAAAGAAACUUCUUUUGAAUCAAAAUCCUUAUACAACUCUUGUUCUGCUUCUUUCAAUUCACUCAAAAGACUUCCAAUUGCAUAUAAUUGUGAAAAUUUACUCAAGUAGUGAAGCUGGAUAAUAAGUAUAAGUGACUACCUUUUUGAAUUAUACUCAUUGAUGGUGCACAUAAGCUAGGGUGUACACUUCUACUGAAAAAGUGGUGCAGAGCUUUAUUGCAAUAGUUCGAAGUUGGGGCAUCAAAAAUGUCGAGUGGAGAUGGACCUAAAGUCUCUUGUGAAGAAAUACAAAUGGUGCAAAAUCGGAUUGAGUACUGUCUUCGGCAAUACAUGAGUCGGAAAGAAGUUGUGAACACUCUCUUCAUCCAGGACAACAUAGAGCCUACAUUUACUGAACUCGUUUGGCAGAAACUAGAAGAAGAAAAUCAGGAAUUUUUCCAAGCAUAUUACCUGAAGCUGAUGGUGAAAGAGCAAAUAAUUGAAUUCAACAGGUUACUUUCGGAACAGGUGAAGAUGACACAGCAAGUUCCAAGUGCAAUUGCUUCUCUACCUAUGUCUAAUGGGUGUAAUAUUAUGCCAAUGCAUCAAAGUUCAACUUGUGGUGCUGCUGAAAAUGUUGGAACUGCUGCAAAGCCUAAUGGCAUGCAUGAACCUGUACAUGCUGAUAGACCCAAUGCAUUCAGUAACAGCAGCUCAUCUGUUCUCUCUUGCAUGCAAACAACAAUUGAUAUUCCUUCUCAAAGCAGGAAAAUUGAUGGUCCUCCUAAUAUGUUUUUGGGCCAGCCCUCUAACAUGGGGAUGAGACAAACAAUGGAUGGGAGGAUUAUUAAGACAGAACCUAUCUAUGGUGGCAAUUCUCCGUUUGCCUUUGGUCCUCAUGGCACUUACUUGGAGUCACGUUCUGCAAUGGGCGAUGCAUCUGUUUCAUCGUUUAGUAGUGUGGAGUCGAACACACAACCUCUUAAUGAACCUCUUCUGGAUGCUGACACUUCUUCGUUUGGAUUUCUAGGGGAUAUACCUCAAAAUUUUGGUUUCUCAGACUUGACUGCUGAUUUCACUAAUAGUUCUGAUAUAUUAGGGAGCUACUCUAGGACUCCCUUUUUAGCAACAGAUACUGGCAACUUGCUCGAUUCAAAUGGAGGCAUUGAGAGGUUAACCAAUCCAUCAGAGAACUUGAGAUACACUAAUUUCAGUGGAGAUUGAUUGUGUAUAGAUUCGAUCAAAACACAUACCCGACGAUAGCUUUUGUAUAUUGCUGGCUGCUCAAGUGGUUUAGAAUAAUUGGAUUUUCUGGUAUUGUAGGUUGAGGUUUUCAUCUUGGAGAAUAAUUCAAACAUGAAAGAUUUCAGUAGAGAUCUUUGUACAAAGAGUUAAAUGUGAUUUAGAACAUUGUUAUUUUAGCCACGUAUAGCAUACUGUCUGAUUUUUAGUGUAACUAUGAAACAGUGGUGAAGUUUUAGAGAAUAUUGGACCUGAAAA
Solanum stenotomum is the source of this 1551-nucleotide messenger RNA. RefSeq lists its product as uncharacterized. The coding region runs from base 319 to 1275 and encodes 318 amino acids. The record is from RefSeq and is a predicted model, not a curated record. The transcript is spliced from 8 exons. Lineage: Eukaryota; Viridiplantae; Streptophyta; Magnoliopsida; Solanales; Solanaceae.